AACAAGCUUGUGUCGUCGACGGGGGUUUUAACUUUCCAUCUUGAACAAAAAUGAGUUGAUUUCCAGUGAGUUUUCGAUAAACUAAUCUCCGAUAAUUGUUAAAAUGAUUGCGAAGAAGCGGAAAAAGUUGCGGAUAUCGAAGGGGAAGCUGAUGACAAAGGACAAUGGCGCUACUGGAAUUGGUGAACCAAGUAUCUACCAUGCGCUAAUUGUAAUCUUCCUUGAGUUCUUCGCAUGGGGACUUCUCACAAAUCCAAUGCUAACGGUGCUACACGACACAUUUUCAGAACAUACCUUUCUCAUGAAUGGACUAGUCCAGGGUGUAAAGGGUCUAUUGUCAUUCCUUAGUGCCCCAUUACUGGGGGCGCUCUCUGAUGUCUGGGGGCGUAAAUCAUUCCUGCUUCUUACAGUCUUCUUUACUUGUAUGCCUAUACCGUUAAUGAGAGUCAGUGCAUGGUGGUUCUUUGCCAUGUUGUCCGUUUCCGGAACAUUUGCAGUAACUUUCUCAAUCAUAUUUGCAUAUGUUGCUGACAUCACUGAUGAGUCUGAGAGAAGCUCAGCCUACGGACUGGUUUCAGCGACAUUUGCAGCUAGCCUUAUCACCAGUCCGGCAUUAGGAUCCUACCUUGGCAGUGUCUAUGGGGAUAAUCUAGUAGUGUUUCUAGCGACAGCUGUAGCGUUAUGUGAUGUCUUGUUUAUAUUGGUUGCCGUACCGGAGUCAUUACCGGAAAAGAUUCGUCCAGCUUCAUGGGGUGCGGCUAUAUCAUGGGAACAGGCUGAUCCAUUUAGUUCAUUGAGGAAAGUUGGUCAAGAUUUCACAGUGUUAAUGUUGUGCAUAGCAGUAUUCCUAUCGUAUCUACCAGAAGCUGGGCAGUACUCUUGUAUAUUCCUGUAUCUCAAAAUAGUUGGUAAAUUCUCUCCUCAGCAGGUACCAGCGUACAUAGCAGUCGUAGGAGUUCUCUCCGUUCUAGCUCAGACAAUCUUAUUGGGUGUAUUAAUACGUACAAUGGGUCACAAACACACCAUUAUGAUAGCACUAGCCUGUGAGAUGUUAGAGUUGAUGUGGUAUGGUUUUGCAUCACAGCAAUGGAUGAUGUGGGUUGCUGGUAUCAUUGCCUCAGUGUGUAGCAUGAAUUACCCAGCUAUAAGUGCAAUGGUUAGCAGAAGUUCAUCAGCAGACAAGCAAGGCGUGGUACAAGGAAUGAUUACAGGUAUCCGAGGACUGUGCAAUGGUCUGGGACCUUGUCUCUUUGGUGUCAUAUUUUACUUCUUUGAUAUGAACCUUGAUGUAGCGGGUAAAGAUGAGUCUGAGCCUGAAGCUGGGAAACCAGACUACUCACCUGUACAUGAUUCAGUUAUCCCCGGACCCCCAUUUGUAUUUGGUGCCUUCCUCGUUAUUGUUGCCAUCCUGUUUGCCUACUUCAUCCCAAACUCCGAGCCAUCAGCAAACUCCUCAGGAGCACCUCAUUCGUCUCAGCUUUCUCCAAGAGGAGGUGAAGGGAGUGUUCCUCUCUUAGCUGACGUAGAAGGGGGUUCAGGGAGCAACAACACCUUAGUGGAUGCUGCAAACCCUUGAGGAAUCUAAGCAAGUUUUUAAAUAAUUAUCAUUAAUAAAUCAGGGCCUUAAGGAUUUACUGUAUAGUAAAAGUGCUACUACAACCGGCUCAGCUGGCUACUAGUUAACCAGGUUCCUAUUAUUACUCGGUUAAAGGUCUGCUAAGCUCAAGGGUUAACCAGGUAAAACUAUAGCAGACCGUUCAAGGUCCACAAGCAUGCAUUGGGGUUUCCUGUUAAUACCAGCUAUACAAACAGAAUAAACCCAUGCACCUAAUGGAAACCUGGAUAGAGUGCUUUAUGGCAGUCUGUGGUACCUGUGUAUUGCAGGAUUAAAAGCUGAAAAAAGAAAAGGCUGAAUGGUAUUAUCUGAUGACACCAAUAUGGGAUAUGACAAUGGUAUCUUACAGAUUUCUUUUUGUAUGUCUAGCAAAGAAAAAUAUCCACUGUUAACACAACUGGAGUGGAUUUUUCUUUCUGUGCGAAGAUGUGGUACUAAUUAUUACAUUUGCUCAAUAAAGAUUGAUUUAACAAUUACUGCAUCACAUUAAAAAAAAAUUGAUUUUAGAAUUUACCCUUCACCAAAAUUAUUCCAUCUAAAUUAAUUUUUUCCUGAAUAGUGUAUCCCGAAAUUGUGGAAUGAAAUUAAUUUCAUUGAAAGAUCGGAAUAUAAAGGUAGGGUAAAUGUAAAAAUACUUCGCCCGGUAUGAGGUCAGAUCCCUCUUAAAAUGUGAAAAUUAGAGUUAUCAAUACCACUGUGUACACUAGGAACCAGACAAAGAUGUCUGUAGUGUGAAGAAAAGGUCAACAACAGCUUUCUCCUGAAGACAAUCACAUCAUACUGAUCGAAACUUUGAAUUGUUAAUCAGACCCACCACAACUCGUAAAAGAGAUUUGUUUCUGCAAAGUAUACCAGUUUAAAUGAGAUUGUUGUCGGCAAUGUUUAGACUAAACAAAUCUUGCUUUUCACAAUUCCAAAAUGAAUAGUGUGUUUUUUUUAUGUUAGUGCUGCAUGGCUAGAGUGGGAACGACUCUAACCUUUGCCAUUCUUGGUAUUUGCAUUUCACUUGUCUGUCUGGAGAUGUCUGGAAUCAAGACGGUUGCUAAGUGAUGUUACCAUGGAGAUCAGAGUCUUUAAUGCGACAAUGUUUAACCCGGUAUUGGUUUGGCUGAUCAUUUCAUGUUAUUAUUCACAUAAAUGUAGAUUAAGAAGACACUAUGACAGCCUGUUAUACCAUGUCAUUGGUAUUAUUAACUGAUCAGGCGGUCUACUGGUGUACCGGGAAGGGGGGGGGGUGGUCUUGUGAGAAGAAUUCCUUGGACGACUCUGGAUGGACUUCUUUACAUCCUUUGUGUAUCAUUCAAUAGGUUUUUGUAGAAAUAUCACUUGGCAUCCUGCAUUUUGAUGCACAACUGCUGUACCCAACAGAUAUGUGCCUGUGACUUUGACUAAGGGAAUUUUAACAGAAUGAUGAUGAGAUCUUAAAUCGCGGUGUAAAACUGUCAGGGUUGUGGCUGUUUGCUAAAGGACCAAAUCAACAGCAUUCAUGACUUACCCACAGGUUAGAGUGUUAUUAUUAUAAGGCAUUAACUAAGACUAAUAAAUGUUUCAAGGAGAUUGUAAAUCACUUAAAUUAAAGACAAUAAUAACUUGCCAAAUAAUGUUUAUAAUGUAAUUAAAAGUUGAUGUACAUAUUUUUGUUGAUAAUCUUAGAAGUAAAUAAUUUAACCCAAUUUUUUUUAAAGUCUUCUUGAAUCGCAAGGAGCAUUUAAAAGAUACGUUCCGUUAGUCGCCAUCUUUGAGGGUAGCUUAGGUUUUGGUUUCGGUUGGAUCAAGCAUUCUAAUUUUUCUCUGCAGCUAAGUGGUUCUGCAGCUAAGUGGCCAAUCAUGCAAGGCAUUUAAUAGAACUCUCACAUGCCGCACGAAAGUGUAGAAAUUUUUCUUGUACUAACAUUAUUUUGAAUUUUAUCUUCAUGAAACUCAAACCAAUAUUUUUAAAACUUCAGAGUAGUCAUUUCUUUCUGGAUAGCCAUUCUUAUUUGUUUUAUUCUUGAGCACUUAUUGAUAGAUGAAAUUUUAGAUGAAACCGUCCCGAAGAAUGAAACAGCAAAAGGUUGUUUGAUAUUGAUUUUUUUUUAAUGAAUACAGAUCAUGAAAGAGGAAUAAUUUUUGUGAGGAAAUUUUCCUGUUAAAUUUGGUCUUCUUUGGGCCAUUUCACAUGGGGAAAUUUGCAGGCAACCCGUUUCACAUAAGUUUUGUGGAACACUAAGUUAGUGACAGACAAAUCGCUACUAAAAAUCAUACAGUGCAAUUUGUUGCCUUUACAAAUUGCCCUGUGUGACAAGUCCCUAACUCUACAUGUAUCUUUCUUUUCCAUUUCUUGUUUAAGGAAAAUAUUUAGCAGUCCUUUAUAUUUGAGGUGUGCGAUCACACAUUAUUCCAUCCCACGCCUAAACCUUCCUUCCGUAUAAGGGACUCAAGAAGCAAGACACUUAACCAUUUACUUUGUCCUUCAGAUGGGACGUAAAGCCGUUGGUCCCAUGUGUUGU
Molecule: messenger RNA, 4104 nt
Organism: Asterias rubens (European starfish)
Lineage: Eukaryota; Metazoa; Echinodermata; Asteroidea; Forcipulatida; Asteriidae
Product: hippocampus abundant transcript 1 protein-like
Exons: 11
Coding region: 104-1576 (490 amino acids)
Biological process (GO): transmembrane transport
Cellular component (GO): membrane
Molecular function (GO): transmembrane transporter activity
Source: RefSeq, a predicted model, not a curated record